AUGAGGCCGAGGCACAACUUGGAAGUUGACUUGCAUUCGGCGAGGUCAUGCACCAACACCACCGAGCUUGUUCACAUUUCAAAGGACGACAUGAUGGUGUUUGGGUUUGAUGAUGAAGAACUGUUUUUACGUGGUCACUGGUCAAUGAUAAAGAAUACGUUACUCCCUACCAAACUCCAUCAAUGGCAUCGAUCUGAAAGGCACCGUCUGUGCCCUUUGUUCAGAAAUCAGGACCGCGCACUUGAUAUCGCCGCAAUCGCCCGAGAAUUUCUAGACUCGUCCACAUCAAACGUGAUGUACAUGGCCUCGUUGUGGAGAGUCCACAGUCACUCAGGCAGUGGCUUACCCCCUCCAUCCCAACUGUACACGUCCACUUUCUGUCUUUCAAAGUUGAUGCCUCAACCUCGCACUCGUUCACACUCCACUUCGGGCACGUUGUCUAGAAAUUUCUUAGGCGACCCCCUUUCAGUUUCUCCACACGGUGGCAACGAGCAGGCCUCGUUGCAUUCUGGCACUCAGACAUCUCUUGGGUCUACCGCCAAAUCUCAUCGGAAGCUACUGUCAUCUCAGCACUUCAAACCAAGCCGCAAUACAGUGGCAGGUCCAAGCCGUACACCAGGUAGUCCUCCUGUUAAGCCUUUGGUGAUAAGCCGACCACGGGCCAUCGUUCGCAAAUCCUUACAGCUACCCCCUCCUGUUCCGGAGAAGGAUGUGCCCAGGAAGCCUCCUAAAGUUAAACGGGAGGAUCCUGAUUCAGAUGACGAAGGCACCCUUGUUUCAGCGGGAGAGGUUCCUCUCCGGCAUCACGACGCGCCAAAGAAACAAAUUUCUGAAGUAGAAAUGAGACCAGAUGGACUCCCUGCAACGUCUAAGAUCUCCCGAAAGAUUUUAGCCGUUAUACCUGGCAUGUCAGACGACGAAGAUCAGGAUGAGAAGCUGCAUAACCCAUGUGACGCUCGAACUCGGCCCAAGUCAAUCCACUGGGGUCUAGGAAGCUCUCCUUAUCAGCCGGACUUUAUAAUUGAAAGGGAAGAGGAAGCUACUAUUGAGCCUUUCACGUCACUUAGCCCCCCUUCAUUUCACGGACGCAAGAAAGCUUGGACUAAUUGGCUUCCCACAAAUAAUCGUACCCAAGAGAAUGUAUCUAAUAUUGUAGUACAGGUCACCCAGCAUGUAUCGUGUACUUUGUAG
Molecule: messenger RNA, 1191 nt
Organism: Psilocybe cubensis
Lineage: Eukaryota; Fungi; Basidiomycota; Agaricomycetes; Agaricales; Agrocybaceae
Exons: 8
Coding region: 1-1191 (396 amino acids)
Source: RefSeq, a predicted model, not a curated record